Messenger RNA from Necator americanus (New World hookworm), 801 nucleotides. RefSeq lists its product as uncharacterized. The transcript is spliced from 10 exons. Lineage: Eukaryota; Metazoa; Nematoda; Chromadorea; Rhabditida; Ancylostomatidae. The coding region runs from base 1 to 801 and encodes 266 amino acids. The record is from RefSeq and is a predicted model, not a curated record.
AUGUUAUUAGACUACGUUCAAUUUCUAUAUGUGCUAACGUCUGUUAAUGCUAUAUGGUUCGUCAUAUUUCACAUCUAUUGUUCCAGCGGAAGAGUUUCGUCGGGAGAGGAAGAUAUAGAACCCGUAAGACCACCGCAGGCAAGUGGGAGAAGGAAGUCAGCAGAAAAACGCGUACCGCAGCAGGGCUUCGAUCGUCGCCCGACUCCUAAGGGUGGUGUACAACAAUCACCUGCUCCGCUGAAAAUAAGAGCUCCUGAGCAGAACAAAAUGAUGGGCACGUAUGACCCUAACUAUCAAACACUAGCCGGGUUGAACAACGACGACGUAUUCGCUAAAAAGGAUGGAGGUGGUGCUAGACCUUUGAAUAUUAGAGCUCCUGCCCAAAAUAAAAUGAUGGGAACAUACGAUCCAAACUACCAAACAUUGGCUGGCCUCAAUAACGAAGAUGUAUUCAAAAAGAAGGAGGAAGCACCGGCUGCAGGUGGAAAUGUACAAAUUCGACCUCCAGAGCAAAAUAAGAUGGUAGGAACGUAUGACCCGAACUAUCAAACACUGGCUGGCCUAAACAACGAGGAUAUGUUCAAAAAGAAGGAGACCGGUGGUGGUCUAGCGGCCGGGGGUCCAACAGGAGGCGGAGCGUUGAAAAUAAAACCACCAGAACAGAAAAAGGUUAUGGGAACGUAUGAUCCAAACUAUCAAACGUUGGCUGGUCUUAACAAUGAGGACAUUUUUAAGCCGAAGGCUGAAAACAAGAAAAAAGAAGGCAAAGAGGACAAUGAAAAUCGAUGGUGUACCUACUAA